UCCACCUCAUAAAAUCCCAACCAUCUCUUCCAUGCAAUCACCAUCUGUUGCUACUGUGUCAAGGUUUAGCCAACCAAACAAAUUGUUGGAUCAUACUUCAAUUAGGUUAGAGGGUAUUGCCGGUGCAAAUGAUAGCCAAUCUUCUCAUCAGAUGAAAAAUCAGGAAAUAAAGUCUUCUAUAGUUCAAGCAGGACAUGGAGGCCUGCAUAUUACACAUCAACCUACUCAAGGCUUGGCAUUCUUUCAUGCACCUGCUCUUUAUACCAAUCACAAUGAGAUUGGUAAGAGUGUGCAGAGGAUAUUGCAAUCGAAGGUUCUGGAUCACCCAAACUGGAUUCCUCCAUCAAGUGACUAUAUGAAUGCUUCUUUAAAUUGCCAGAUAUGCAAAAAUGUGAUUUCAGAUACAGAAAGUUUGCUUGUCUGCGAUGCUUGUGAGAAAGGAAACCAUUUGAAAUGUCUUCAAUCUUAUGGCAGCAAAGACAUUCCUAAAGCAGAAUGGCAUUGCCCAAGCUGCUUGGCAUCAAGUAAUGGAAAGACCUUGCCACCCAAAUAUGGAAGGGUCACAAGAGCUCCUGUUCCAGCACCAAGAGCUGCUCCAAAUACAAGCAUCAAUGUUGCUUCUAAGAAAACAGAAGAUUUGGAUCCUAACACUAGUCAACAAAAAGCACUAGCCAACAGCAAUUCUUAUUUGUCUCAACAUUCCAAUUCUUCGAAUUUGGGUGGCAGCCAUUAUGAUUCAAUGGUAAUUGGUGCUGAAAUGGAUUCGAGGACAAAUGGAGUUAAGAGAGACAAUGAAAAAUGUGAUGCGGUAGGUGAUCAUUUGGAGGAAACAAAUGGAUCUGUAUGUGCUAAUUCUGAUGCAUCUUGUGGGUAUCCCAACGAUAUUGAAAAUGAUAGUUUAGCCUCAUCAAAUACUAAGGAAACCACUGAGCCUGUUUUGCAGACUAAUACAGUGGACAAAAGUUCCUGUGAGCAUUCACAGAGUUUGGUUGGUGGAAAUUACCAUUUUUCUAAAGCAACAUUUGCACCAGAUUCUGACCAAGAUUUAUCAAGCAAUGACAGAAUUUCUGGAAAUCAUUUGCAAGAAAGUUCUUCCACUACCACUUCUGAACCUGAAGGGCAUGGUGAGAAGAAACCACCUGAAUGCAUAGAUGCUUCCAGUGUCGAAGUAGUUAGUGAAGGUAGUUUACAAGUAACUGCUGAUGAGUCAAAAGGAUUGAUCAGUUAAUCAUGAUGUGGUCAUGUUCUCAAUCCCAUGGAGUAUAAUAUCUCAUUUCUUUAGUCUCUGCCGCUGUCUGUCCCAACAGAGAUGUUGGAAUUUGUACUCUCCCAAAAUUGCCCAGCUGACAAUGUCUCUUUUGUAUACACUUCAACAUUUUGUAGAAUCUGCAUGAUGUUUCGUCUGUAAUAUGUACCCUUUUUGAGUUCCAACUUAAUUAUUCUGAUAAAAUCUCAAAAGCAUUGGGAAUGACUUCA
This is a messenger RNA of Zingiber officinale, 1476 nucleotides long. RefSeq names its product PHD finger protein At3g20280-like. The record is from RefSeq and is a predicted model, not a curated record. The transcript is spliced from 2 exons. Lineage: Eukaryota; Viridiplantae; Streptophyta; Magnoliopsida; Zingiberales; Zingiberaceae. Bases 32 to 1228 code for a protein of 398 amino acids.